AUGGCUAAAUGGGGAAAAGGUGAUCCUCGACGGUUGGUUGAAGACCGGCCUGAUGCAAAGAAUGUUAACAACUGGCACUGGUCUGAAAAAAAUGCAUCUUACUGGUCCAAAGAAAAGUUAAAGAAAAUUUUUAUUGGAGCUAAGAUACAAGAUGAAAUUGCUCAGUGUGUGAUAGUAGAAAUGACUAAAUGCGAAGGUGAUGCUAUUGUAAAUAAUAGAAAAUCUAAAUUAAUCGUUUUCUAUGACUGGGUAAUAGAGUUUAAAUGGAUUGGUUCUUUAAAAUAUGACGACUCUGAUGUUGAAGGAUAUAUUGAAAUUCAUAAUUUUUCAGAAGACCACGACAUUAACGAUAUUAAAAUCCGUGUGCAUUCAGAAACAAAUGGAGCCAAAGGAGAAGUUAUCAGAGAUGCAAUUCAAGAAGCUUGCGUUGAAGUUAUUCGUAAGAAUCUGAAAGAAUACGUAACUUCUUUGAAAGAAGAAUUCGCAAAUGAACUUAUUUUGCCUGUGAAAGACAACGUACAAAAAGACAUGUUUAAAUGCAAAAAAAGCAUCGAAAAAAUUAAAUUAUUUGACGAAACAGGUUCAAAAACUGCUAAAAGUGAUAUCUUCGAAACUUGUGAAAUAAGUAACACGGAAACAUUUAAGUGCACUGCGCAGGAAUUCUAUUUAGCUAUGACUUUGAAAGAAUUAGUUCAAGCCUUUACUCAAAGUAAUUGCAUUUUAGAAACUGAAGAAGGAGGCAGAUUCGAAUUGUUUGAUGGUAACGUUCAAGGUUAUUUUACUAAACUUGUUCCGUAUCGAUUAAUAGAGCAAAAAUGGAGAUUCAGAACUUGGCCUGAAGGACAUUUUUCCAAUGUGUCUAUUGAUAUUAAUGAAAGGUCAGAUUGUACAGAAAUAAAUAUUCACCACAAAGAUAUUCCAAAAGACUUUCUAGAAUUUACGAGAGAAGGAUGGAAGAAGUUUUAUUGGGACAGCAUGAAAAGAAUUUUAGGUUUUGGAAGUUUUCUUCUAUGA
Messenger RNA from Argiope bruennichi, 1014 nucleotides. RefSeq names its product activator of 90 kDa heat shock protein ATPase homolog 1-like. The transcript has a single exon. Gene Ontology annotation, biological process: protein folding; positive regulation of ATP-dependent activity. Gene Ontology annotation, cellular component: cytosol. Lineage: Eukaryota; Metazoa; Arthropoda; Arachnida; Araneae; Araneidae. Gene Ontology annotation, molecular function: ATPase activator activity; protein-folding chaperone binding. The record is from RefSeq and is a predicted model, not a curated record. The coding region runs from base 1 to 1014 and encodes 337 amino acids.